GAAUGGCGUGUAAGGGUUUUUGGGAGUGUCUAUUGAAGCUGUUGAACUUCCUUUUAGUUCUUGUUGGUUUGGGUAUGAUUGGGUACGGAGUAUACCUUUUUGUUGAGUAUAAGAAUAUCUCUUCAGACGAUGAUGGUGGUGAUUCCGCACUCCCCCCUUCGACCGAUGAUUUUGUACAGCUUGGUCGGCCCAUGCUGUUAGCUGUUUCUUUGGCUAAUAACAUUUUCGACAAACUGCCCAAAGCAUGGUUUAUUUAUCUUUUCAUUGGGCUUGGUGGAAUUGUUCUUUUCGUCGCUUGUUGUGGUUGCAUUGGAACUGCUACACGGAAUGGUUGCUGCCUCACUUGUUAUUCAGUGCUGGUGAUCUUGUUGAUAUUGGCCGAGCUGGGAUUUGCUGCUUUUAUAUUCUUUGACGAAAGCUGGAAAGACAAAAUUCCAACCGACGGGACUGGAAAUUUUGCUAUGAUAUAUGAAUUUCUGGAUAAGCACUGGAAAAUUAUCAAAUGGGUUGCUCUUGGUGCUGUUAUACUAGAGGCGCUUAUAUUUUUGCUAGCGCUUAUUGUAAGGGCUGCAAAUACACCAGCAGACUAUGACAGUGAUGAAGAAUAUAUAGGUCGACCCAGGCAACAGACCCGGCAGCCAUUGAUAAAUAAGCCAGCUGGCGGUCCAGUUACAGGUGUCCCGGUCACUAAUACCCCUGAUAACCUUACAAGCAGAACCGACUCUUGGAGUAGACGUAUGAGGGAAAAGUACGGGCUCGAUACAUCGGAAUACACAUACAACCCGUCUGAGUCGAACAGGUACCAGCAAUCUACAACACAACCAUCCGAGGAAAGAAGUCGUGGCUGCACCAUUAUGUAAUGUGACGGCCUGUUUGAUUUCAUGUUGCACCGAAAGUGAAAUCUCUGUUUUUGAAUCGGACUGUAAUUAUGCUGUGCCGGGUAUUUGUAUCUUAUCUGAGUAAUAAUAACACCGUUUGGAAUUGGGAGUGACACGUUGUUUUGUCGUAUCUUCUUAGUUUAAAGUCGUGAUAGUCGUGUUUCUAAGCUAUUAUUGUGUUCUCUCAGAUGCUGUUCGGUGCCUCUUAUACGAUUAUUAGCAGAUGGAUGUAUGUUACUAUGAUUUGUAGUUUGCUUCGAUAAG
Molecule: messenger RNA, 1142 nt
Organism: Erythranthe guttata (spotted monkey flower)
Lineage: Eukaryota; Viridiplantae; Streptophyta; Magnoliopsida; Lamiales; Phrymaceae
Product: tobamovirus multiplication protein 2A
Cellular component (GO): membrane
Source: RefSeq, a predicted model, not a curated record